Messenger RNA from Balaenoptera ricei (Rice's whale), 4328 nucleotides. RefSeq names its product ribosomal protein S6 kinase A6 (gene RPS6KA6). Lineage: Eukaryota; Metazoa; Chordata; Mammalia; Artiodactyla; Balaenopteridae. Gene Ontology annotation, biological process: protein phosphorylation. Gene Ontology annotation, molecular function: ATP binding; ribosomal protein S6 kinase activity; magnesium ion binding. The transcript has 26 exons. The record is from RefSeq and is a predicted model, not a curated record. Bases 565 to 2805 code for a protein of 746 amino acids.
CCCCAGAGUGAAGGAUUAACUUGUCACUGGUUAUUCCUGGGGACUGGGGCUCCUUUUUCUCAGUACACUCAAAGAGCUUUCCAGAAUUCAACUUUGCUUUCUUUAGCAGCCAUUUUCUAAUCUCUUUUCUAACAGACAGUUGUUGGUUAUUGCUUUCUUUUAUUCUUCCAUUUUUAAGAAAAUGUUUAUUUCUGCUAUUCAAGCUGAUAACCUUGUCAAACAUUGAUUUUUCUUCCUGCAGAGCACUGGAAGUAAACAGGCAGGUCUUAUACAUCCCUUGUGAGGACCACUAGGCUGUCUUUUGAUCACAGCCAGCCGUUUGAAGUGUGGUUGCUGUUCUAGAGAAGGACACCGGUAUUGGCAUUCAGAAACAGAGAGACUCAGAGAUUAAGCAGGAAUUUUGCAUCACCUAUUAUCAAGGUCUGUACACAGGACCAACUUUUGGCCCAAUAACAAAUCAAAGAGGAACAUGUGAUUGGAGAAGCUGAUCUACAUAUCAACCUUUCAACCCUUGAUCUACAUGGCUUGGAGACCACCCAGGAUGCUGAGAAAUGCUGCUGCAAAAUGCACUCCAGAUCUCAGGUGAAUGGUCUUAAAAUGGUUGAUGAGCCAAUGGAAGAGGGAGAAGCAGAUUCUUGCCAAGAUGAAGGAGUUGUUAAAGAAAUCCCUAUUACUCAUCACGUUAAGGAAGGAUAUGAGAAAGCAGAUCCUGCACAAUUUGAGUUGCUCAAAGUUCUUGGUCAGGGAUCCUUUGGAAAGAAGUAUGGUCUGCAAUGGACUUGGAGAAAAGGGGGAAAAAAAGACUGGUUGGUCUACACAGAAAGUGUUUUUCUUGUUAGAAAGAAGACUGGUCCUGAUGCUGGACAGCUCUAUGCAAUGAAGGUGUUAAAAAAAGCUUCUUUAAAAGUUCGAGACAGAGUUCGGACAAAGAUGGAGAGGGAUAUACUGGUGGAAGUAAAUCAUCCAUUUAUUGUCAAAUUGCACUAUGCCUUUCAGACUGAAGGGAAGCUGUAUUUAAUACUGGAUUUUCUCAGGGGAGGAGAUGUCUUCACAAGAUUAUCCAAAGAGGUUCUGUUUACAGAGGAAGAUGUGAAAUUCUACCUCGCAGAACUGGCCCUUGCUUUGGAUCAUCUGCACCGAUUAGGAAUUGUAUAUAGAGACCUGAAGCCAGAAAACAUUUUGCUUGAUGAAAUAGGACAUAUCAAGUUAACAGAUUUUGGACUCAGCAAGGAAUCAGUAGAUCAGGAGAAGAAGGCCUACUCAUUUUGUGGUACAGUGGAGUAUAUGGCUCCUGAAGUAGUAAAUAGAAGAGGUCAUUCCCAGAGUGCUGAUUGGUGGUCAUAUGGUGUACUUAUGUUUGAAAUGCUUACUGGUACUCUGCCAUUUCAAGGUAAAGACAGAAAUGAGACCAUGAAUAUGAUAUUAAAAGCAAAACUUGGAAUGCCUCAGUUUCUUAGUGCUGAAGCACAAAGUCUUCUAAGGAUGUUAUUCAAAAGGAAUCCAGCAAAUAGAUUGGGUUCAGAAGGAGUUGACGAAAUCAAAAGACAUCUUUUUUUUGCAAAUAUUGACUGGAAUAAAUUAUAUAAAAGAGAAGUUCAGCCUCCUUUCAAACCGGCUUCUGGAAAACCAGAUGAUACUUUUUGUUUUGAUCCUGAAUUUACUGCAAAAACACCUAAAGAUUCUCCUGGUUUGCCAGCUAGUGCUAAUGCUCAUCAACUCUUCAAAGGAUUCAGCUUUGUUGCAACUUCUAUUGCAGAAGAAUAUAAAAUCACUCCGAUCACAAGUGCAAAUGUAUUACCAAUUGUUCAGAUAAAUGGAAAUGCUGCACAAUUUGGUGAAGUAUAUGAAUUGAAAGAGGAUAUUGGUGUUGGCUCCUAUUCUGUUUGCAAACGAUGCAUACAUACUGCUACCAACAUGGAAUUUGCAGUGAAGAUCAUUGACAAAAGUAAAAGAGACCCCUCAGAAGAAAUUGAAAUUUUGAUGCGCUAUGGACAACACCCUAACAUUAUCACUUUAAAGGAUGUUUAUGAUGAUGGUAGAUAUGUUUACCUUGUUACGGAUUUGAUGAAAGGAGGAGAGCUACUUGACCGUAUUCUCAAACAAAAAUGUUUUUCAGAACGGGAAGCUAGUGAUGUACUGUUUAUAAUAACUAACACAGUUGACUAUCUUCAUUGUCAAGGAGUUGUUCAUCGUGAUCUUAAACCCAGUAAUAUUUUAUACAUGGAUGAAUCAGCCAACGCAGACUCCAUUAGGAUCUGUGAUUUUGGGUUUGCAAAACAACUUCGAGGAGAAAAUGGACUUCUCUUAACUCCAUGCUACACUGCAAACUUUGUAGCACCUGAGGUUCUUAUGCAACAAGGCUAUGAUGCUGCUUGUGAUAUUUGGAGUCUGGGAGUCCUUUUUUACACAAUGUUGGCUGGCUAUACUCCAUUUGCUAAUGGCCCCAAUGAUACUCCUGAAGAGAUACUGCUGCGUAUAGGCAAUGGAAAGUUCUCUUUGAGUGGUGGAAACUGGGACAGUAUUUCAGAUGGAGCAAAGGAUUUGCUUUCCCAUAUGCUGCAUAUGGACCCACAGCAGCGGUACACUACAGAACAAGUAUUAAAACACUCGUGGAUAACCCACAGAGAUCAGUUGCCAAAUGAUCAGCCAAAUAGGAAUGAUACAUCACAUGUUGUUAAGGGAGCAGUGGUCGCCACAUAUUCUGCCCUGACUCACAAGACCUUUCAACCAGUCCUAGAGCCUGUUGCUGCUUCAAGCUUAGCUCAACGACGGAGCAUGAAAAAGCGAACAUCAACUGGCCUGUAAGAUUUUUAGUGUUCCUCAGCCAAACUGGAUGAAUAAAAAUUUAAAUGUGUGGCUUUUUGUCUAAUCUUAUAUCAAAGGCAUUGUUUUCUACUACAUUACUUGAAUAUUCUGUUUAAGCUUCCUUUUUUUAAGGGAGAGUGAGAUAAAAAACAUAUACAGGUCCACAAUAUUCAUACUGCAUUGUUUUUCAGUAGUGUCCAAGUGUUUAUUUAAGUAUAAAAUUGGUGUCUACAAGGUCCUACCAACUUCUCUGCACACUAACUUCUAAAGUUCCUUUCAAAUAAAGUUACUUUAAUAGUUUUUCUGGUUAUGUAAAAUAAUGGUUUGGGGAAUCAUUACCAACAGUUAAGAUGGAAGUAUAAUAGUAUAAUGCCAAGCAAUGUCAGUAUUUUUUAACAUUAGAUCCUGAAAGGAUAGGCUUCUUUUUUUUUUUAAGAAAAUCAAACAAAAAAUGUAUUGUAGAAGCUUAUUGUGUGUAACCAAAGGACUCCAUUCAUUUGACUCUCUGUAGUUACUAAAAUGUAAACACAGUAGUUUAGUGCCAGAUGAAAAAAUCAUUUGUGCUAAUAUGUGAACUCCUAAUAUGGUUGAUGCCAAAUUUUACAGAAGAAUUAAAUCACAGAUAAUGUGUGCCGACAGACCUGUAUAUUAUCCAUAAGUGGCCUCAUCUAGAAAUAAAGGUUUUCAUAAGGCUUCUGUAAAUUUUACAUCUAAUGGAAUUGUAAUACAAGUGAAGAAAUUUUUAGCCGAAGGCUUUAUAUUGGUGUUGUAAUCUACUAAAUAGGUCAUAGUUAAGCCUUUGAAAAUAAAGUACAUGGUGUUGGCACUACCUUGGUGUUAUGUAAGCUGACUUUCAAGUUAACCAAUUGGAUUUAAUUAUCAUCUGUCCCUUUAUAAUGAACUACACUGUUGUUUUUUGGACUUCCAUGUGCUUUGAAUUACAGUGUAGCAUAUUAAUCUAUCUUUAAUCCUGUGGUCAUAUAGUUGAAACUUUACUGUAGUGGACUUGUGAGCUUAGCACACAUGAUAUAGUUAUAAUGCAUUUCAGUAAACUUUAGAUAAUGCUACAUAAUAGUUGACUUCAAGAAGAUAAACAGUCUUUUUAAAUAGGAAUUAAUGUUAAUGAUCUGCAUAAAAUUUGAACACAUUUUAAAAUCAUAUUUAUAAUAAAAAGUCUGGCCAAAUUUGUCCUAUUAUUAAAUUUUAUGAUUCAGAACCACUGCGUAGUAUGUAUUGUUUUCUCUAAAUGAUGGAAUUUGAAAGAAUCUUUUUGUGUUGUUGAAGAAAAUACCAUUACUACUACUUUAAAUACCAUUACUACUGCUACUACUGCUGCUACUGCUCCUGCUACUGACAGAAGGAACUCAUGAAUGUAAACUGGAGGAUAUUACUUUUCUUUAGUGAAUAUAAGUGAUCUACUUGUGCGUGCUUGGUAUACUGUUUGCUGUGUAUUUUAUUUUGCUUAGUUCAGAGAGAGGUGAUUACUGAGUGCUGAAGUAUGCAAUUUAGUCUAGGAGACUUGU